AUGGCACCAACUCAUGUCCUCAUCACCGGCGUCACCGGCUAUAUUGGCGGAACGAUCCUUUCGUACCUUCUCUCGUCGGAAAAUGCAAGCGUCAAAGACCUGAAACUGUCGGUCCUCACGCGCAACGACGACCGAGCCAAAUCCUUCUCGUCUGCCAAUCUCAAGGUGUACACGAUGCGCGACCUGGACGACGCGGCAGCCAUUACGGCGGCGGCGGCGGAAAACGACAUCGUCAUCCACACCGCGUCCGGGUACCACGCGGGCAGCGCUGUAGCUUUGAUUGAAGGUCUCGCGCGGCGGAAACGGCAGCUUGAACUGGAAAGCAAUGCCAAUGCCAAUGUAUACUACAUCCACACGUCGGGGACUUCGAAUCUGGCCGACCGGCCGAUCAGCAAGACGUAUCUGGAACCGCGCACUUUCAGCGACAAGGACCCCGACAUCGACAUCUACGCCUACUUGAAGAAGCGGAACGAGAUCGAGCCGUACUCUCAGCGCACGAGCGACCUCGCCGUGGUGGAGACGGGGCUGAGAGAAGGCGUUCCGACCACGAUUAUCAUGAGUCCGACCAUCUACGGCCUCGGCUCGGGCCAGUUCAACCGGUUGUCGAUCCAGUAUCCCGCACAGAUGAGAGCGGCUGCGAGGCAGGGGAGGGCAGAGUACGUCGGUGGCGGGAAGGGGGUGUGGGAUUUUGUGCACGUCCUCGAUCUCGCCGUGCUGUAUGAGCUUGUGCUCCUGGACCGGGUGGAAGGGAGACGCAUCGUUCCUGUCGGGGCGCAGGGCUUCAUGUUCAGCGCCACAGGAACCUUCACGUGGAGGGAGGUUGCCGAGAACAUUGCGAAGGCCGGCUUCGAGCUGGGGAAAUGGAGCGACGCCGAGACGAGAAGUGUGAGUCUGUCCGAAGCGGCGGCGAAGUGGGUGGCUGGGGACGAGCAGCUGUGUGAAUUGGGAUAUGCCAGUAAUUCUAGGACGAGAGCGGAUAUCGCGAGAGAGUUGGGCUGGCGACCGAAAAGGACCAAGGAGGAUUGGGCGCAGUCUUUUCGGGACGAGUUUGAAGAGGUUUUGAAAAAGGAACAUGGAAAGUAG
Molecule: messenger RNA, 1083 nt
Organism: Capronia epimyces CBS 606.96
Lineage: Eukaryota; Fungi; Ascomycota; Eurotiomycetes; Chaetothyriales; Herpotrichiellaceae
Exons: 1
Coding region: 1-1083 (360 amino acids)
Source: RefSeq, a predicted model, not a curated record